CAAAGACCAUUGAUGUUGUUGUAAACGACGGCAUCCCAAUCCACUCCGCUCCACCUCCAAUACAGUAUUCCGUAAUCCUCCAACGCUCACAACUCCCCGCCCUCACCUCCAGACCCGUCCCUCAACCCGCCCCAAAACAAUAAAAAAAGAAACGAAAAUAAAAAAAUGGAAACCCAGCACCUCGAAGACAGCGCCGAAGACCAGAGCUGGGUAUCGGCCGACACGCCAUCGGAUAUCGCAGGCCCGGUGGUGCUCGUUUUGCCGUCCGAUCCGCCGACGUGUAUCGCGAGCGAUGCGAACGGGAAGGUGUUUGCCAGCGAGCUGGAGAAUCUGAUCGAGGGGGAUGCGGCGACGGCGGAGCCGCAUGAUGUGCGGCAGGUGUGGGUUGCGACGAGGGUGGCGGGGACGGAGUCGUUGAGUUUUAAGGGCCAUCAUGGGAAAUACCUAAGCUGCGAUACGUACGGGAUCCUGAGUGCGUCCGCGUCCGCAAUCUCGCACUACGAAUCGUUCGUUGCGCUCCCCUCGACCGAUAUUCCGGGUACGUUUGCGCUGCAGACGGGCGGAGGCGACAAGGAGGCAUUUGUGUGUGUGCGGGAGGCGUCGUCGAGCAGCAAGGCGAGCGGGCGCGUGAUCGAGGUGCGCGGCGACGCGGGCAGUCUGGGUUUUGAGACGACGUUGCGGAUCCGCAUGCAGGCGCGGUUCAAGCCGCGGAUCAAAGCGAGCAAGGAGACCAAGGCGAGGGAGAAGAUUAGUCGGAAGGAGUUGGAGGAGAUUGUGGGGAGACGGCUGGAGGAGCAUGAGGUUAAGAGGUUGAAGAGGGCGAGGAGGGAAGGGAAUUUCCAUGAGGAGGUGCUCGAUGUGAGAGUGAAGGGGAAGCAUGACAAGUUUGCUUGGUAGAUUGGCGGAGAACCUUAGGGAGGUCAAUUACCUGCGUUUGAGAUGAGACGCACUGGACAAUUGCAUUCGGGAAUGCCCAGAGGAAGGGCCCUUCUCGCAGAUGACGCGAGAAUGCGCACUACAGCGACGGAUUCUAUGAGGGCGACAUUUCUAUCUGCUGGGAGGACAGGCCUGGACUCAUUCGAGAUUGAGCGUGACGCGCCUUGAUGUGCGUACUACACCUCGAACAAUGGGUGAAUGACUGUCGGGCCUGAGACGCUUUGAAUAGUCUGGUUUGUUCAUCUGUAUGCAUUAUCAUCUAUAUGAUGAGCAAGACCUAAAUAAACCUAAAGUAUUUUCAUA
This is a messenger RNA of Aspergillus novofumigatus IBT 16806, 1239 nucleotides long. RefSeq lists its product as uncharacterized. NCBI's taxonomy places the organism in Eukaryota, Fungi, Ascomycota, Eurotiomycetes, Eurotiales, Aspergillaceae. The transcript has 4 exons. The record is from RefSeq and is a predicted model, not a curated record. Gene Ontology annotation, molecular function: actin filament binding. Bases 166 to 897 code for a protein of 243 amino acids. Gene Ontology annotation, cellular component: nucleolus; striated muscle dense body; catalytic step 2 spliceosome.